GUACACAUAUAUUUGGUGAUUGCAACGUUAACCAAGUGUACCAUGGCCUCUUCAACGUUUCCAACGGUGAACAAGUGCAACUCUAUUGGUAGGGAAAAGCACACGGUGGUGGCGGACAUGGAUGGGACCUUACUCAUAGGUCGAAGUUCGUUCCCUUAUUUUGCUCUCGUGGCCUUUGAGGCUGGUGGGGUUCUUAGGCUUUUGUUCUAUGUCUUGGCUUCCCCUAUUGCUGCUCUUCUCUAUUACUUUAUCUCUGAGGCUGCUGGCAUUCAGGUUCUGAUAUUUGCCUCCAUGGCUGGCAUGAAAGUAUCGAGCAUAGAGUCCGUUGCACGUGCGGUUCUUCCGAAGUUCUACGCGGAAGAUGUUCACCCGGAGACGUGGCGCGUGUUCUCCUCGUGCGGGAAGCGUUGCGUGCUCACGGCGAAUCCCAGGGUCAUGGUCGAGCCUUUCUUGAAGGAGUUUCUCGGCGCCGACGUCGUUUUGGGCACUGAGAUCGGGAGUUACAUGGGAAGAGCAACUGGGUUGGUUCGCAGGCCCGGGAUUCUCGUUGGGAACAAGAAAGCCCAGGCUCUCGUUAAGGCCUUCGGAGAGGACAAGCCCGAUGUUGGGCUCGGAGAUAGACUAACCGAUGCUCCCUUCAUGGCUUUGUGCAAGGAAGGUUACAUAGUCCCACCAGCCACCCCCGACGUAAAGUCAGUCCCAACAGACAAGCUCCCAAAGCCCAUAAUCUUCCACGACGGGCGCCUGGUCCAGAAGCCCAGCCCUCUGAUCGCCCUCCUCACCAUCCUCUGGAUACCCAUGGGCUUUCCCCUGGCCUGCCUCCGCAUCGCCGCGGGCUCCCUCCUCCCCAUGCACAUGGUCUACCACGCCUUCUGGGCCCUGGGCGUCCGCGUCCACGUGAAGGGCACCCCUCCCCCGAGGCCCAACUCCAACGCCAACUCCAACUCCGGCGUCCUCUUCAUCUGCUCCCACCGCACGCUCCUGGACCCCAUCUUCCUCUCCGCCGCCCUCCGCCGCCCCAUCCCCGCCGUGACCUACUCCGUGUCCCGCCUCUCGGAGCUGAUCUCCCCCAUCAAGACCGUCCGGCUCUCCCGCGACCGCGACGCCGACGCCGCCGCCAUAAAAAGUCUCCUUCGAAGCGGCGACCUGGCGAUCUGCCCCGAGGGCACGACCUGCCGGGAGCCGUUCCUCCUCCGGUUCUCGGCCCUCUUCGCGGAGCUGACCGACGAGCUGGUCCCCGUGGCGAUGGUGAACCGCAUGAGCAUGUUCCACGGCACCACCGCGAGGGGGUGGAAGGGCAUGGACCCCUUCUACUUCUUCAUGAACCCUAGCCCCGCUUACGAGGUGACGUUCCUCAACAAGUUGCCCAAGGACUUGACCUGUGGGGCUGGGGGCAAGUCCAGCCAUGACGUCGCCAAUUACAUUCAGAGGGUCAUUGCUUCCACCUUGUCCUACGAGUGCACUGGCUUCACCAGGAAGGAUAAGUACAGGGCGCUCGCGGGGAAUGAUGGCGUUGUCGUCGACAAGGGGAAUAAGAACAAGGCUCACACUCACAAAGUCAUGGGUUGCUGA
This is a messenger RNA of Cajanus cajan (pigeon pea), 1572 nucleotides long. RefSeq names its product glycerol-3-phosphate acyltransferase RAM2. The record is from RefSeq and is a predicted model, not a curated record. NCBI's taxonomy places the organism in Eukaryota, Viridiplantae, Streptophyta, Magnoliopsida, Fabales, Fabaceae. Gene Ontology annotation, cellular component: membrane. Gene Ontology annotation, molecular function: glycerol-3-phosphate 2-O-acyltransferase activity; phosphatase activity. Gene Ontology annotation, biological process: cutin biosynthetic process.